UGGCACUUCCGGUCGGACCGAAUAACUGUCCGGUUCGGUUCAACUAUAAACCUUAUCCACAAAAUCCCAACAUUCAAACGCUUUUCCGAGUGUGGCAUUAGCACAAUCACAAUGAAAGCUCUGAAAUUUAUGUUCGACUGCCAUAUCUACAGAUCAGUCCGAUUCGGCUUACCUGGCGACCUGAGAAUCCUCCAUGGACAAGCUGGCUUCAUUAAACCACCUUAAUUCGCCUUUCCUUCAAAACCCACUAAUCGCUGCUAGCCCAUCAAGAAGCCAUUCACCCACUUCUCUUGCUUUUGGUGUCUCAGAGAAGUCUCUCGUUGCUUCUCUUCCAACUUCUUUGCCUAGACUUUCUUGUGGUUAUCACUUUGUGGAUGACGUGGUUGAGCUCAAAACUCUUAAUUCAGUGAAACUGUUGCAUACCCAGAUUGUAAAAAUGGCUAACAAGGAGAAUUUGGCAAGUCCGGUUGGAAAUUUGAUCACGUAUUACUUGCAAUUCGGAGACUUUAGCUCGGCGUCGAAGGUAUACUUUGUGGGUUUUGAACGCAACUACAUUCUGUGGAGUUCUUUCCUAAAGGAGUUUAGAAGUUUCGGUGGUAGUCCACGUGAAAUUCUUGAGGUUUUCUGUGAGUUGCAUAAUGCAGGAGUCAUUUUUGAUACUAAAGUUCUAACUGUAGUUUUGAAGCUUUGUUCAGCUUUAAAUGAUUGGGAGCUUGGGGUGGAAAUACAUGCUUGUUUGAUCAAAAGGGGCUUUGAUUUGGAUGUGUUUUUGAGGUGUGCGUUGAUCAAUUUUUACGGGACAUGUUUGGGCAUAGAAUGUGCCGACCAAGUUUUGUAUGAAAUGCCUGAUCAAGAAGGAAUGUUGUGGAAAGAGGCACUUAUGUUGAACGUCAAGAACGAAAGGUGGAUAGAGGCUCUAGAACUAUUUCGUAAUAUGCAAUUUUCGUUUGUGAAGUCUACCAGUAGUUCAAUCACCAAAGUACUGCAAGCUUGCGGAAAAGUGGGAGCUCUCGAUGAAGGAAAGCAAAUUCAUGGUUAUGUUUUACGGCAGGCGUUGGAGUCAAAUUUAUCAAUAUGUAAUUCUUUGAUUAGCAUGUACUCCAGAAACAACAAACUUAGACUGGCGAGGAAUGUUUUUAAUUCAAUGAAAGAUCAUAAUCUAUCUUCAUGGAAUUCGAUUAUCUCUUCCUAUGCCGCAUUUGGUUGUUUGGAUGAUGCUUGGAACCUCUUCAAUAAAAUGGUGGUGUUCAGUAUGGACCCAGACAUUGUGACAUGGAACUGCCUUUUGUCAGGGCAUUCUCUUAAUGGCUCAUAUGAAGCAGCUCUGACCAUUUUCCGGAGGAUGCAAAGUGCUGGCUUCAAGCCGAAUUCAAGCUCCAUCACUAGUGUUCUUCAAGCUGUUAUUGAACUAGGUUACUUAAACUUUGGGAAAGAAAUCCAUUGUUUUGUGAUGAGGAAUAGACUUGACUAUGACGUAUAUGUAGGGACCUCAUUGGUGGACAUGUAUAUCAAGAAUGAUUGCUUAAAAAGUGCUGAAGCUGUUUUUCAUAAUAUGAAGAAUAAAAAUAUUUUUGCUUGGAAUUCGUUAAUAUCAGGCUAUUCAUUCAAGGGCCUUUUCGAGGAUGCUGAAAAGCUAUUAAGUUGUAUGGAGUGGGAAGGAAUAAAACCUGACCUAGUGACAUGGAAUGGUUUGGUUACAGGCUAUGCAAUGUGGGGCCGCAACAAGGAAGGUGUAGCUGUAAUCGAUCGGAUCAAAAAUUCAGGAUUAAGACCUAAUGUGGUUUCAUGGACUGCUCUGAUAGCAGGCUGCUCAAAGAAUGAGAACUAUGCAGAUGCUCUGAAAUUUUUUAUUCAAAUGCAAGAGGAAGGUAUCAAGCCAAACUCAACCACCAUAUCUAGCUUACUUCGAGUUUGUGCAGGCCUAUCCUUGUUACAUAAGGGUGAAGAGCUACAUAGCUUCAGCAUACGGAAUGGUUUUGUAGAAGAUGUAUUUGUAUCCACGGCACUUAUUGACAUGUACAGUAAGGGAGGCAACUUUAGGAGCGCCCAUGAAGUUUUCAGGAAGAUUGAGAACAAGACAUUAGCUUCCUGGAAUUGCAUGAUCAUGGGGUUUUCCAUCUAUGGGUUUGGGAAAGAGGCAAUUUUUCUUUUUGAUGCGAUGUGUAAAGCCGGUGUCCAGCCAGAUGCUAUUACUUUUACAGCUCUCCUCUCUGGUUGCAAGAACUCAGGUUUAGUCAAUGAAGGAUGGAAGUUCUUUGACAGUAUGAAGAAAGAUUAUAAUAUAGAUCCUACAAUUGAGCAUUGCUCUUGCAUGGUAGAUCUUCUUGGAAGAGCUGGUUAUCUUGAUGAAGCUUGGGACUUCAUUCAAACAAUGCCACUGAAACCAGAUGCUACGAUUUGGGGUGCGCUUCUAGGGUCCUGCCGAGCCCAUAGAAACGUAGAGUUCGCAGAGAUUGCAGCCAAAAAUCUUUUUGAACUGGAACCAUAUAAUUCUGCCAAUUAUGUCAUGAUGUUGAAUCUAUAUGCUAUUUCAAACAGAUGGGAAGAUGUAGAGCGUCUUAAAAACUUGAUGCGUUCUGUAGGGGUUCGAAUUGGACAUGUGUGGAGUUGGAUACAGAUUGGUCGAAGGAUUCACAAGUUCUCUGCAGAAGGCAAACCCCAUCCAGAAGCGGGAGAAAUAUACUUCGAGUUAUAUCAGUUGGUUUCGGAAAUGAAGAAAUUGGGGUAUGUGCCUGAUAUCAGCUGUGUACAUCAGAACAUUGAUGAGGCAGAAAAGGAGAAGGUAUUGCUGAGUCACACUGAGAAACUAGCCAUUACUUAUGGAUUGAUGAAGGUGAAAAGAGGAGCACCAAUAAGGGUGAUCAAGAAUACAAGAGUAUGUAAUGAUUGUCACAUAGCAGCAAAGUUCAUGUCUUUGGUAGGAAGUCGAGAGAUAUUCGUCAAAGAAGGUCUUCGCUUUCACCAUUUUAGGGAGGGAAAGUGUAGCUGUAACGAUUGCUGGUAAGAAAUAAAGGAUUCCCACGUUGGCCUCCUUUAAGCUACGCCUUAUCAAUUGAAUUGCCUUGAGUUCUCAAGCCUCAACAAUGACAACAUGAUUGGGUCGACGCAGCUUCCCCUGGUCAAGGCAGGACUCAGCGGAUUUGGCAAGGAUUUGACGGGAAAUGUCCGGUCAAUUCCAUAAGCUUGUCAGGCAGGAUUAGGAAUUGGAAGAGGCUAGCUAUUAAUGGUUAAAUCUUUAUUUUGCUUUGAAGACGCACUAGGAAGCUGAUAUCCAACCCCACUUCUCCUCAGUUCCAAAUUGCUGUUCCACAAAUAAUAUCUAGCCAGGUCAUACCUAAUUUUUAACACCUUCAGAGGCGUUGACUUUGGUUGACGAGAGCUUUUUCUUUUGCGCCAUCCUCCAGCAGUCAGCAUUAUAACCCAAAUGGCAAAUGAGGCUCCAAAAGGAAUAGAAAAAACCAGAAAGAAUGAAAAGCCUUCUGUUAAAUGUAAGCAUGUUUUUGCUCCAUGCACUUUCUUUUGCUCUCUCUCCAUUCAAUGGGGAUCCAUUUCAUUGUCGCACUGAUGUCUCAUUAAGAAUAUUCUCCCUUUAAUCAUUCAA
Molecule: messenger RNA, 3601 nt
Organism: Ziziphus jujuba (common jujube)
Lineage: Eukaryota; Viridiplantae; Streptophyta; Magnoliopsida; Rosales; Rhamnaceae
Product: pentatricopeptide repeat-containing protein At4g01030, mitochondrial
Exons: 1
Coding region: 194-3004 (936 amino acids)
Biological process (GO): RNA modification
Molecular function (GO): zinc ion binding; protein binding; RNA binding
Source: RefSeq, a predicted model, not a curated record